UGAAACGCGUAACGACUGCGUGGAUAAUACAUACUGAAGUGAGAUCGCGGUUAGAAUCUCAAGCAUUGCGAGAUCAAAUUGAGUUAAUAGUUAAUAAUAAUGUGUUAUUUUUCGUCUUUUUCAUUCCACUUAAAUAUUAAGCAUUUUGUUAGUUUGAAGCAUUAAGAAUAAAAGACAUAGGUAUAUCAGAAGCCGAAAGUAAAGAAUAAAAAGCAAAUGUUCUAUAACUGUUCAGCAUUUUGGAAAACUGCAUGAGACGCUUCAACUUUAAGAAUGCCAAUCAACCUGUAACAUUAAAAAAUGUUUGCGGAAUUAGGAUCGUAGAAAAAUAUGAAUUCAAGAAGAACUUAUUUGUCACUUUAUACGUUCAAUUAUGAAAAACGCAAAAGUAAAAAUUACAAAAAACCUUGUUUAAAAAACAUGGCUCAAAUGAUAUUUCGUACAUCUCAGAGCAAUGAUGCUCUAUUUAAUAUGAGUGGUGUUAUUGAAGCAAUUAAUACACGGCAGUCCAAAAGAAGGUGAAGAGAGAAAAGAAAUAAAUGAAGAGUUUUUAAAUUCUAGUUUUUAAUUACCUAGAGGAUAUUAAAAGCUGUGAAGACACUGUUAUUAUGUAAAAUAUCGUGAAGUUGGAACUACAUACUACACUCAUGGAGUCAAAAGGUCUACCAACUUUAUUUCUGAUCUAGAAUUACGACUGCACACUGGAUUGGUUAUAUGGAAUUCUUAUGGCAUUCAGUUCUUGUCUCGGAUGAUUUACUUUUAACAUUCUAUGUGUCUCUAAACACAAUUUUUCACGGUAGGAAAGUAAGCAUCAAAAAGCAUGAGACUCCGCAAAUAUUAACGAUACGCAAGCUGAAGAAAAAGAAAAUAAUUUCAAUAGUAAAAUAUGGAGAACUUCUGAAAUGUCAACACCAACAUUGGAAUUCGGAGAAGAAACUAUCGCGGAUGUUAAACUGGUUUUCAAUAAAGUGCGAAACAUAACAGUGACUGGACAUACUAUGAAAAACUUAUUUUAUAAAAGAGAACGUGGAUAAAGCUAUAACAGGAAUGGUCAUAAAGCAUGGUUUUGCAGAAGGACACAUCUUGAAUAUAUAAAAGGUAAUGUGUAUUUUUGCACCAUGGUUGUAAAAAUUGUGAGAGUACGAACAUUUUAUUUUAAGUACCAAGAAACAAAGUGACAGUAAAAAGUCGUUAAUGUCACGAAACAGGAAAAAGGUAUAAGACAACGAAGAAUCAAAAAUUAUUAACUGGGAUAUGCAAGAAAUAAUGAAGGAAACCCAUUCAAGAAGAUGGAUCACAUUUUGCUUGAUAUUAAUUUUUGGCGGAACAGUUUUAACUCAGACAACACAACAAUGCCCAACGCAAAUAGAAAUGGAACCAUGCAAAUGUGGUGUCAAAAAAUCUGGUUUAGAUAUUAUUUGCGAGCUCACCGAUUUGGUUCAUAUCAGCAAAGCGAUGGAUAUACUUAAAAAGCGACAAAAUACUAUUGUUGUGUAUUUGAAACUAAGGCACAACAAUUUACCUAAACUUCCGGGCUUCGUUUUUUUAGGACUAGACAUUAUUCAUUUAACAAUACACAACAGCAGUCUUGCAGUUAUUGAAGAAACAUCACUCACAUCAAUCGGUAAAGCGUUAACUCAAUUAGAUAUAUCUCAGAAUUCCUUAAAUGCAGUUCCAUCAUCAGCAUUGAAAACUCUUCAUCAUCUUCUUAUAUUAAACAUUAAUCAUAAUAAAAUUAACGCAAUACAUGAAAGAGCAUUCGAAGGUUUAGAUACUCUGGAAAUACUUACUUUAUAUGAAAAUAAAAUUUCUCAAAUUGAUCCUAAUGCUUUUAAAGGAAUCGACAAACGAAAGUUAAAACGAUUGAACUUGGGUGGAAAUGAAUUACUGAGAAUUCCAACUGAAGCUCUUUCACUGCUUGAAAACUUAAAGAAACUUGAACUUCAAGAAAAUAGUAUAACUUCUAUUAAGGAUGGAGACUUUGAAGGUUUAAGAAGUUUAGAUUCUCUUAUAUUGGCACAUAACCAUCUACGUGAAAUACCAGGAAAGGCAUUCAGCAGUUUAAAGCAGUUAAAUUCUUUAGAACUAGAAGGAAAUCAAAUAGGACAAAUUGAUCCAGAUGCAUUCAUGGGAGUGGAAGAAAAUUUGCAGUAUCUACGUUUAGGUGACAAUAAUCUUCAUUCUGUUCCGAGCGAUGCACUACGUCGUCUUCAUAGACUACGGAACCUUGAUUUAAAAGCAAACAAUAUUACUGUGCUUUACGAAGAUACAUUUACUGGAUAUGGUGAUUCUAUUACGUUUCUCAAUCUUCAGAAAAAUCUUAUAAAAGUUCUACCUACAAUGGUUUUUGACAGCUUAAAUUCGUUAGAGAUUCUCAGCCUACAGAACAACAAAUUAACCCGCAUACCGGAAGAUAUUAUGGAAAAUGUUGUGGACACACUUAGAGCAGUCGAUAUAACAGAUAAUCCUUUGUAUUGUGAUUGUGAACUAAGUUGGUAUGCUGCAUGGUUAAAAGGGCCACAGGAGAUGAUUGAAGAAAUAAUGUCUAAAAGAAAACCUAUUUGUACAAUGGUCGCAGAACAUCGAGAGUACCCUGUUCAAAAUAUACCACUGAAGGAGAUGGGAUGCGUAGGAAAAAAUGUAGAUCGCGCAACGUCUUCAGCAACAGAUGUUAACAAAAAUAAACUGGUAACAUUCUUAAUGUUUGUUGUUCUUGUUAUUUUACAGUUUUAAUAUAAGAGAUUUAAUAAUGAAUUAAAUGAAAAAUUAAUGUCGUUACGUAAAUAAUUAAAAGACUGUUUUGAAUAAUGUGAAAUUUAAUAUUUUUUUGGACUGUUAAAUUAUAUUAAAUUACUGUUAUGUUGAAAUAAGUCGCAGAAAUUGUUUUUAUGAAAUUGAAAUACAAUUGUCCAACCAAAGCACUUCUGAUCUGCGUUUUCUACGUUUUUAUAGAUAAUUAUAAACUUUUGACAGAUAUUUUCGUAAAGAGUUAAAAGUAUGAUAUAAAAAUGCCCUUGUUGAAGGAUUGUAGGCAAAUUUUUGCCAUUCGCUUCCAUGAGUAACUUCCGCAAUUUUUUUAAAAAUCCUUCUAUAUGGGUGGCGACUUUUCAACCUUUUUGUCCCCUUGGUAUGUAUAUGAUUCACAUACAAAAAUCCCUAUGAUUAAUUAUGAUUCUCUGAUUAAAUUAUAAGUAGAAUUCCAAAUUCUAAUUACAAUUGAAAUGAGAAAUAUUGGUUGUAAAUUCAUAAUAAUGUUAAUUAAUAUUUUGAAAUUUAUGUCUAGACAAUGCCAUAAUCUAUGUAUCCAACAAUACGAAAAGGUUAAAAAUUCGCCCUUUUAACUCUUGUAACUUUUAAUUUUUAUUUUAAUAACCGGACAUGAAGUUAGUUUUUUUUAACUAAAUUCAAGAUUACUUCCAUAAGUUAGAGAUAAAUUAUAAGAAAAAAGAGUUAUUAAGGUUACGAAAUUUUGAUGGCCCAAUGUUCACUUCCUUUAAAGGGUCACAUGUGAAGCAAAGGUAGGACAGGUUGUACUUUGAGUAAAAUUUAUUGUAAUGAUUUAAUACAAUUAACAUUUUGAUUGCUAUGUUUUAAUUAAAAAAUCGUCCUCAUGCUCAAUUCCUAAUGCGUCUAACAAUGUCUUUUGAUACAUCAUUUAUGUAUACUCUUGGAAAUCUGUCCUUAUUUACGUAACAUAUAAAAAUAAUCAUAUAGACUUAGGUUUGAAUACACACACAAUUACUGAGAUAAUUUUUGUUAAGUGUCUAUUUAGUACAAUGUAUAACAGGAAAGAAAGUACGCAAAAGUGUUAAAAAUUUAACGAAAAACACAUAUUGUUAUAAACGUUAUAAUAGUGAAAGAAUAAUAUGCAAAUCCAAAAGUUAUUAAAUAUUUUAUUCUUGUUGUAUACAUUUGUGAUAUGUAAUUUGAAGAUUUGUAUAAAACUACUCUUGAACUUUUACGAUUUAUUUUUUAUUAAAAUUUUGCAAUUGUAAAUCUUCGAAUAACAUAACAUGACAACAGGUCGAGAGAAAAAUAGGUGAUGAAAUUGUUUUUUAACUAAUUUAGAAUAAUAAAUUUAUAAAAACAUUUAGUUAUAAUCUAAUAAAAGUGAUAAAUAUUGUAAUGCGUUAUAAAUAUCAGAGUUCUGUUGGUCAUCGAUUUUUUGGAAUGUUAAGGUGUGUGUGUUCACAAGUGUUUUGUUUCAUAUUUUAUACAAUUGUUUAUGUUUGGAAAUUCUAUUCAAUUCAAGACUGCAAUUUGGUUUGAAUUGUUAUUGACAAAUUCAAAAAUCCGGUUAAAACGCUGAAGAUCUUCCAGAGUGAAUCUGAUAAUGUGAGACUAAUUACUUCAUAAAAAAGUUUCAAUUUUGUUCUUUAGACGAUACUCUAUAAUCUAUUUGAGUUAGGUUAAUUUUUGGUUUAAUUAUAAUGAAAAUCACAGUCCAAUGACUUACAUGAACAGUUCUAUUCGCAAUAUCAAGUACAUGCAUAUAUUAAAUUUAUUAUUAAAACAAAAAUUUAACUGUACAAAAAUUUAAACAAUAUAUGUUUGCAGUAACAAUUUCUUGUACAUUUCUCUUACAUGAUUAGAUACGCUUAUAUGUAUAUGAUUUUAUGCAAGAAAAUGUACAGAUUUUUUCACGGGUAUUUUAAACUGGGUUUGAUUAUUAACAUUCCUGUUAAUGCCCCAGUAGCGAAGUAUUUUUAUAACAUAAAGUUCAAACUUAGAAUCCGGAAUAAAUUAAACCUUAUAAAAGUAAUAACCCAUAUAAGGACUUUCCUGUUAGUUACAAAUUAAUUUUGUAUUUCCUUCUUAUACAUAUCAAUAAAUUGCCUUGAGAAAGAAUGUUUGAAGUCUUUCGUAUAAGACAAUUCUACACUUUUGAAAUUGAACAUAUUUAGAUUAAUCUAAUGUUGUAAUUUUUUUCUCUUACAAAGAUUUGAAAGUUUAUGCUAAUUUUAACUUUUUGAAGAGUAGGAUUAUUUUAUCAUUUUAAAAUUCUUUACACUUUAAAAUGUAUUAUUAACAUAUGCUUUAAAACAAGAAGAAACUUUAAGUACUCAAUUUAGUGUGAAGAUUUAUAUGAAGUUUAAGAAGUAAUGUUCACUAAAACACUGUGCAGAAUUUCUUAUACGAUGUCUCAAAAACUUUCUAAUUAUACAUAUCACGCAAAAAAAUGGAUAGUCGUUAUAAUAAUGUUUCAUUACAAUCACUAAAUAUUUGUAAAAUUAACUUGUCGAUUUCUUGUAGGAAAUUAAUAAUUCAAUUUGUUUAAACAAAAUAUUAUAUAGAUUUAUCAUAUUUCAAUAAAUAUAAUUUACAAUGUAGAACACUACAUUGAAAUAUAUAUUUUUUAAGUAAAUACAAUACUUGAAAAAUGUUUAGUGUUAAUAAUAUUUAGAAAUAAUACACAUACAUUUUUGCAAAUUCUUUGUUUUUCAUAUUAUACUAAUGUAUAUUAUAAUAAGAGUAUUUAUUAAUGGUGAAUACCAUAUAAAUUGUGUAAUCACUAAUGUUGUAUCUAAAUUUUUUUACUUUAAAAUAUUUUAAAAUAUUCUAAGAAUGUCAACAAUCUUUGUAUAAACAUUACAUUGAAGAUUGGUAAUGGUAUAAAAAAGAGCAUUAUUAAGCAAUUGUGACUUAAUAUUCUUUAUACGAAAAUUAUAUUGAAAGUCGAUAAUGGUAAGAAAGAAAAUCAUUAUUAAGCAGUUGUGAUUUUAGCCAUAUUAUAAAUACUCUCGGGUUUUAAUAUUCGCGGUUGCAGUUAGAAAAGCAGAAACACUCAACUGCUUUUUUUAAGAAUGUAAUUCUACAUUAUAAAAAAUACGCUAAAUGUAGUCUUCAGCUGGCCCUAUACAUUUUGAGGACACACACGGCAUAUUUUAUUUACAUUUUUCAAAUUUUGAUAUAUAAAAUUCUUAAUAUUUUGAUUUAAUUAUUUAAUCAUAAAUUCUUAAUUGAAAAAAUAAUAAGAUAUAUGAUGCAUAUAAAGCAGAACAGUUAAAAAUUUAUUACAUUAAACUAAACAUUUAUACUGCCAAACAAUUUCGAAUAUUAAAAGAGCAUCGUGAGUUUAAAAAAGUUAAAAAAAAAAAAUAAAUUAUCAGUGUACUUAGAAUUUUGUAUAAAGACAUUAAUAAUAAUAGAAACAAUGAAAGAAUUUGGAAAAAUUAUUGUGGCUUCUAACUAAAACUAUUUCAGUCAUAUCUUUAUCACAGAAAAUUCUGUCGAAAAUUUUGUCAUGUUAAGAUGUAUAAAAGAGUUCUAUAAAACAUCACUAUUAAAUUCUAUUAUUAUAGUCAUGCUUUUGUUUCCGACAAAAGUACGUGGCAACUUCAUAAUUACUAUACUGAAGGUAAUCGCAUUGUUUAAAUAUAUAUGAUCUUAUAUAAUAAGACAGAAAACCCCAAGUCUCUCAAUAACCUUUGAGACUUUUAAACAAAUUCCACAUAAAAUAUUGCACAAAUGUAAAUUAGUUUAUUUCUAAAAUGCUUUCUUCAUAAAUACUUAAUAUGUAUGUAACAAGCGUGUGCACUUUAUUAAAUUUAUGUAUGUUAGUAUUAAAGUAAAGAAAAAUAUCUCUGUUUCCUUACACUUAUCUACAUAAUCCUUUAAUCUGUAUACAAAUUUAGUUUUAAUUUAACAAUGAAAUUUUAUGUUUUAAAAGUUUCUGGUUGAGUUAAAAUUAAAAUACUGUUCAAUGCAAUUAGAUUUAUUUUAAUUAACAAGUGUAAUAAAGCUACGUUAAAAGUUAAAA
Messenger RNA from Leptopilina heterotoma, 6760 nucleotides. Its product is annotated as chondroadherin-like protein. Bases 1255 to 2733 code for a protein of 492 amino acids. Gene Ontology annotation, molecular function: protein binding. NCBI's taxonomy places the organism in Eukaryota, Metazoa, Arthropoda, Insecta, Hymenoptera, Figitidae. The record is from RefSeq and is a predicted model, not a curated record. The transcript has 12 exons.